GAGCAAUGCGUUCAGUAGGAAACGGCAACCACCAGUGCAGGGGAUCCGGCAUCAAGCAGGCCAAGGCCGUGUUGGGAACCAAGGCUCAGAAGUCGAAGCUCAAGAAGGCCGUUGCCAAGAGAAGGGGAUGGGGCGGACGUCUCUGCCUCUCUAACGUAGGCAAGUCUUUGAACAAGUAAAGCUUGCAGCGUUGCGAUCACAG
Messenger RNA from Guillardia theta CCMP2712, 202 nucleotides. RefSeq lists its product as hypothetical. The record is from RefSeq and is a predicted model, not a curated record. The transcript is spliced from 2 exons. The coding region runs from base 6 to 179 and encodes 57 amino acids. NCBI's taxonomy places the organism in Eukaryota, Cryptophyceae, Pyrenomonadales, Geminigeraceae.